AUGGAACACUCGGUGCUCAGAAUAACGCGCGUCCUGGUGAUUAUCUGUCUCUUGGAUAAAAGGGUAGACUCCAAUGAAAUUUUGGGCCUGAAGCUCCCAAACAUCGACCCGAUCCUGAAUGCCAACACGGUGUGUCUGACGCUGCCUGGCUUGACGCGGCGCCAGCUGGAGGUGUGCAUGCGUAACCCAGACGUGACAGCUUCUGCAAUCCAGGGAAUCCAGAUUGCCAUCCACGAGUGCCAGCACCAGUUCAGAGGGCACCGCUGGAACUGCUCCAGCCUGGAGACUAGGAACAAAAUACCCUACGACAGCAUAGUCUUCAAAAGAGGCUUCAGAGAGAGCGCCUUUGCGUACGCCAUCGCGGCGGCAGGUGUGGUGCACGCAGUGGCCAACGCCUGCUCCAUGGGCAAGCUCAAGGCGUGCAGCUGCGACGAGAAGCGGCGCGGGGACGAGGAGGCCUUUCGCAUCAAACUUCACCGGUUGCAGCUGGAGGCCAUCCACCGGGGGAAGGGGAUGGUACACGGCGUCAUGGAGCACUUCCCCGCCGACCUGCCGGGACCUCAGGACUCCUGGGAGUGGGGCGGCUGCAGCCCCGACGUGGAAUUCGGGGAGAAGUUCUCGAGGGACUUCCUGGAUGCCCGCGAGACCUACAAAGACAUCCACGCCCGUAUGAGGCUACAUAAUAAUCGAGUCGGGAGGCAGGUGGUGCUCGACCACAUGAGAAGGAAAUGCAAGUGCCACGGGACGUCGGGGAGCUGCCAGCUGAAGACCUGCUGGCAGGUCACCCCGGAGUUCCGGGUGGUGGGCUCCAUCCUCAAAGAGCGCUUCCACAUCGCCACGCUUAUCAAGGCCCACAACCGAAACACCGGACAGCUCGACCACUCCCACCACAACAACAACAACAACCACCACAACCAUCACAACCACCACAACCACCACCACCAUCACCAUCAUCAGAACAACCACCACAACCACCACCACCACACGCAUCGGCGGCGGCCAAGCAUCAACGAACUGGUCUACUUUGAAAAGUCGCCGGAUUUCUGCGAGCGCGACCUGGGGUCGGACUCGGCGGGCACGCAGGGCCGGAUCUGCAACAAGACCAGCCCUGGCAUGGACAACUGUGAGAGUCUUUGCUGCGGGAGAGGCCACAACAUCCUGCAGCAGACUCGGAGCGAACGCUGCAACUGCAAGUUUCACUGGUGCUGCUACGUGGUGUGCGAAGAGUGCAGGAUAACAGAGUGGGUCAGUGUCUGUAAAUGAAGAAACACACACUAAAAGACUGGACACAAUAAAGAAAACAAAGAAAAAGAGACCUUUUUAAACCAAGACUUUUAAGUUGAAAGGGGAAUAUGACUGUAAUAUACGUGCCCCAUACCUAUUUGCGGUGGACUGCUGUUUAUCCAGAAGAGCAGGGACAGAGUGUGAAGCAGUUGAGCCAGCAGAAAGAUAGAUGUGCAUGUUGGUGAAAGGUAGUGCACAUGCGGCAUACGUCUAAAGCUGCCACAACUCAGAGAGCUUGGAUGUUCACCGCUUUCCUCUCGAGACAAAGGAACGCAGUUAAAUCAGACACAUGUCCGAAAAAGCUCCAGAUAUGACAAACAACGCAUUACGGUUGUUUCAUCAGCGUGUGUCGGCUGACGUACUGAUGUGCAUGAGAUUCAGGUGAGCAAAGAGGAAGCUGAGAAUAAGCAGUAGAUUGCAUGCAGAAAGAAAAUAAAUGUUGCUUCAUAGCACCGGCAAUAUGUUGGUAGGCGGAAGAGCUGAUGUCUGCAUCCCACCAGGCUCAAAAAAAAAAUGGGGAAGACAUCUGAUCUGAUUUCAGACAGAUCAUACAUUAUACAGUAGUCCCUCAUUAACCUAUACAAUGACUUACAGCUUAAAUGUUACACAGUAUUUGCCAUGUCUCUUAUCUAAUGCGUACAGGGACACAUAUACCAGUAGAUACUUUUCACACAUCAGGACUCACAAUGCACAGGAUUUGGCACAGCAUAACACACCAGGAGCACUUAAGGAUUUAGUGCCUUGUUCAAGGGCAGGUCGGACAUCUCAAUGUUUAUAGCAACUAUCAUGUAACAGCUACAAGUACAUCAGGGAAUCAUUAUAUCUGUAUCAGUCAAUGUCACUAUGUUGUAUGCAUCGUGUGUAACCCUGCUGACAGUGAUGACACCCUUCAAUCAAUACAUUCACUCAUUUUGGGAAAAAAAAAAAAAAAUAGAAGAAGAAGAGAAAAAAUAAAGACAGAGUGGUCUGGGCAUAACGAUUCUCCAAAUCCACGAUUCAGUUUGACUUUCAAUUGUUAAGGUCACACUUCAAUUCACUGUAAUUUACAUUUUUAAUGCUUCCCUUAAAUAAGCAGACAAACUGUCACAGGCAUCUAUUCUGUGCAGCAGCGGGGCCAGCAGCAGAGUCACAACAUGUGAUGGCAAAGGAUUAUUUGCCAAUAUUUAGGAUUUAAACCCAGUGCUUACAGGGAAACUGAUAAUGUUAAUCUUGGAAAAAGAGUUGGUUACCUCACUGAGAAGUUGAAGGUGUGCAGCCUGUCGACGGCAGCUCUUUAUCUAACAACUCCUUGUUUCAUUACUCCCACAAACGUUUAUAACAGUGCUCCCUGACUGUAAAGUCGAUGAACACAUUGCAUUUCCUGUGACUAGCAUACUUCAAAUUAAAAGCACUUUUGUGUUUCACCAAUUGAAUGCUUUUAAUGUGAAGCUGCAGCUGUAGGAAAUGCUUGUUUGCAUUAGCGGUAACACAAUGCUCAGUGGAUAGUGAGUGGCUUUUCUUGAGAAUCAAAAUCGUGACACCCCUACUUACAUUGGCAGGCUGCAUUAAAGGGGGCAAAUGUUUAUUAAAUAAUGGUCACUGCAAAGGAGGACGUCACGGUGAAGAAGAAUCAGAGUCAAAAGCUGAUGGUCUGAUUGUUGGUGCCGCGUCCUUGGAUUUCUCAUCAGACCCUUAGAACAAAACCAUUUCCUUUCCACUAAUUGAGGGUGCUGACAUUGAGAACGCAGCCUCCAAUAGAGUCAGAACAAGCACUCUCCCUCUACACCAUACGGUUAAUUCUGUGAAAUCCAUGUGAAAAUUGCUGUUUGAAAACCAUUGUGACCAGAGCUCGUACACCUGAAAUAAUAUACUACAGCCUCCCCUCAAACACAAGCACAGAUCCAUUGUCCUGAUGUUUGUCCAAAAUGUCACACGUGUUGUCUGUGGUAUGUAAUGUAAGAGGACUGCCAGAGUACUGUGCACAGCAGACCUUAAUCUAACAAGUUUGCAUCUUCAGCAUGAUCUGAACAGGACUGUAAAUAAAACUGAAUAAUGCUGCACUCAAACAAGUGAUACAUUUGAAGUGCCAGUUUUCAGUUCCCCGCACUAUAAAACAUGCCGAGCGUUCAUCAGUCCUCCUGUCUUGUGGUGCAUUGUACCGUGUGCAACACUGUAAGCUUCUUGUGAUGUAUCUACACUCACCUUCUUCACACUUCUUCAACGUGUGCAAAUAGGGAUAAUCUGAUGUCAAAGUAUAUAUAAAUAGCAACGUUGAUAUGGAUUCCUGCCUAUGCACAUUUUGAAGAUUGUAUUUGGUCUCGAGAAAACUUGUAUGAGUGAGGCUCCUUAUCAGACGGCGUAAUUUAUUUCAAGCAAAUGUGUUUCUGUGUUGAAAGCAGAGGGGAAAAAAAACGAGAGAGAAAUCAUCUGGGAUUAUGUUUCCAGUGUUACAGAUUAUUAUGAUUCUGAUAAGUAGUUUGCACAUACAGAACUGUGUCCAGGAAAAAAAAAAAAAAAAAAAAACUCUGGGAGAAAUCAGCAAUAUGCAUCUUUUUUUUUCAUGUCAUAAAUGUAAUGUAUGUAUGUAUUUUUAUGUUUUAAUAUGGUUAUUAUCUAAGUUAUUUUAUUUUUGUGGAUAACUUAAUAUUUGUAAGACAAUAAAGAAAGACCAUAAUGUGGCCGUACAGUAGGGGCUUCAAUGUGAUGAAUAAUAAAAAUACAUGAAAGCAG
This is a messenger RNA of Acanthopagrus latus (yellowfin seabream), 3993 nucleotides long. It is a transcript of the gene wnt10a, whose product is annotated as wingless-type MMTV integration site family, member 10a. Gene Ontology annotation, molecular function: frizzled binding; cytokine activity. Lineage: Eukaryota; Metazoa; Chordata; Actinopteri; Spariformes; Sparidae. Gene Ontology annotation, biological process: neuron differentiation; cell fate commitment; canonical Wnt signaling pathway. Bases 1 to 1263 code for a protein of 420 amino acids. Gene Ontology annotation, cellular component: extracellular region. The record is from RefSeq and is a predicted model, not a curated record. The transcript has 4 exons.